Hirsutella rhossiliensis is the source of this 1062-nucleotide messenger RNA. Its product is annotated as transcription factor IIA, alpha/beta subunit domain-containing protein. Gene Ontology annotation, biological process: transcription initiation at RNA polymerase II promoter; transcription by RNA polymerase II. The coding region runs from base 1 to 1062 and encodes 353 amino acids. Lineage: Eukaryota; Fungi; Ascomycota; Sordariomycetes; Hypocreales; Ophiocordycipitaceae. Gene Ontology annotation, cellular component: transcription factor TFIIA complex. The transcript is spliced from 4 exons. The record is from RefSeq and is a predicted model, not a curated record.
AUGUCGAAUCAGGCGGUCGGAAGCGUCUAUCAAUCCAUCAUUGAGGAGGUCAUCAAUAGCUCGCGAGUCGACUUUGAGGAGAGCGGCGUCGACGAUUCUGUCUUGGAGGAGUUGCGCAAGGGAUGGCAGCAAAAGCUCUCUCAGCUUGACGUGGCUCGCUUCCCAUGGGACCCCAAGCCUGAUCCGCCCCAGCCUGCUCAAAGCGCCCCCGCUGCGCCGGCAGCUUCCAGUCAGAGUCAUCCUCAGGCACAGUUCACCCCUGAGCUGUCUCUGCCCAACGUGGGCACGGCUGACGGAGCGCCGGCGAACGGGCCGAAUGCCUUGGCUCCGCAGCCCGGCUACAAUGGCAUGGAAAACAAGAACAGCGUCGCCGCAAACAGAGCCGCCCAGCAGCUCCAGUUGCAAUACGGCAUGCGGGCUGCUGGCUCUAUCAACGCCAUUCAGGAUCGCAUGGGACAGCAGCAGCCGCAGCCACAAGCUCAGCAAGCGCCCGGGCAACCCAUGGGCCAAGAGACGGGUGAUCCUGCGGGUCCCCAGCAGACGGCAGACGCAGCCAAUCACAUCAGCAACGGGCAGACGGACGGAGCUGGUGACGAGGAUGGCCUCGAGGGGGUUCUCCUUCAGCGCGGGGUCGGUGGCAACUUGCAUGAGCUAGGCAGAGUUGAGAUUGAUCGCAUGCUGCACGAACAAAUGGCCAUCAAGGCAAAGGCCAUGGAGGGUGGCGGCUUGAUGGUGCCUCUCAAGGAGGCUACCGGACGCUCGGCCAAAGUGGCCAAGCAGCGAGGCAAAGGCAAGGGCGUCGCCGCAUUUGACGGUGGAGACGACGACGACGACGAUGACGUUGAUGACGAGGACGCUAUCAACUCGGACUUGGACGAUCCCGAGGAGGAUCGCGACGACGACGAGGUUGAUGACGAAGGUCUGGGCCACAUCAUGCUUUGCAUGUAUGACAAGGUCCAGCGCGUCAAAAACAAGUGGAAAUGCACGCUGAAGGACGGUGUGCUCACGGUCAACGGCAAGGAGUACGUCUUCCACAAGGCCACUGGUGAGUACGAGUGGUAG